AUGGAUGCCAUUAUAUGGAAUGUAAGAUCUGUAAACACUAUGCAGGCAUUUGAAAGUCUGAUUCUCAUGCAUAGACAUCAUCACUUUGAGUUUAUAGGAGUUAUAGAACCUAUGCAACAAUCUAACGAAGUUGAGAAGUACAGAAGUAAAAUAGGAAUGGCACAGGCAGUGGUUAAUGUUUCAAAUAAAAUAUGGGCUUUCAUAGAUGAAGUUUUUGAAGUGACCAUUCUUUAUAAUAUGGUGCAACAGCUGACAUUAAGACUCUUUCACACUGAAACCCAUGUGGAGCUUAUUCUCACAUUGGUUUAUGCCAAAUGUGAUGCAAUUGAGAGGAUAGAACUUUGGGAUUCUUUGUAUGCAAUGGCUGCAGAUAUGACAUCUCCAUGGCUAGUUGGAGGUGAUUUCAAUGUCAUAUGGGAUGAAGAAGUAGAUGAUUUUAGACAUUGCAUCAACACCUGCAGUUUAUCUAAUUUGGGAUUCAAAGGAAGCAUCUUCACUUGGUGGAAUGGGAGAUCUGAAGAGGAUUGUCUAGAGAUUACACAUCUGUCCAAGAUUGGAUCAGAUCAUUCUCCUAUGCUUUUGAAGUGUGCUCUUGAGGUGGUCCUUAUUAGGAAACCUUUCAGAUUCCUGAAUUUCUGGACCAAACAUGACUCAUUCAAAUCAGUAGUUAAAGAAAAUUGGCAUGCAGACUUUGCUGCAAACCCCUUCAUUUUGUUCAACUACAAACUGAAAAAGCUCAAAAAGGCACUAUCUACUUGGAGUAAAGCUACAUUUGGAGACAUUUUUCAGAAGUUAGCAAGCUUAGAAGAAGUUGUACUAGUACAUGAGAGGCAGUUUGAGGCAGUCCCUACACAGAUGAAUAGAGAAAGGUUGCAAAGGGUUCAAGCAGAAAUGAUCAGAUACCUUGCCUUAGAGGAAGAGUUUUGGAAGCAAAAGGCAGGUAUGGCAUAG
Molecule: messenger RNA, 951 nt
Organism: Nicotiana attenuata
Lineage: Eukaryota; Viridiplantae; Streptophyta; Magnoliopsida; Solanales; Solanaceae
Exons: 2
Coding region: 1-951 (316 amino acids)
Source: RefSeq, a predicted model, not a curated record